CUGCCGCGCGUCUCAGCGGCAACUUGUUCAAUGGAAACUUUAAAAAACACAGGAAAUAUGUGCCACUUUGCACAAAUGCUUUAGAGUAAAUGGUGCUGCCGAACUCUCCCGAUGUCUGACAGGGGGGAGGAAAGCGACGGCGGCGGGAGAGCACAUCUGUCGGAGUCUCCCUCGCCGCCUCUCUCUGUCAGUCUUCCCCGAGGAUCUCCUUCCACUUCGCGGCCCUUGGACUUCUUCUCCUCAGCCUCUCCACUGCUUGGGGAAUCGGACCCGCCUUUUCUCACCUCCUCAGAGUGUCUGAACCCGUCUCCAGGGACCCGGGAACUCGGGGGCUCCCCACAUUUCACCCCGCCAAAGUUCCGCCAGCGUGCCGUGGACUCCGGGUGUACCUCUCGCUCGCGGCCGGAUGUUGGGAUAGAUGUCGGACAUGAACAGCACGAUGACCCGCUUCCCAUAUGGAGGGGACGCGGCGCGGAGAGCACUGAGCGCCUUCAGCACCGUGGACAGAGGCUGUACAGGGCUCCGGAGCUCUCGGAGUACGGGAACCACUUCUCUGCUGAGCACAUAGAGACCGAGUUCAGCUCAGACAGCCGGCAAUCAGUGGAAGCCAUGCAUCGCCGGCACACCACACUUAGGGAAAAGGGGCGUCGCCAGGCUGUGCGGGGUCCUGCCUACAUGUUUAAUGAGCGUGGCUCUGCUCUCACUGCAGAAGAGGAACGUUUUCUGGAUGCUGCAGAGUAUGGCAACAUUCCUGUGGUGCGCAAAAUGCUAGAAGAGUCCAAAACACUGAACUUUAACUCUGUGGACUAUAUGGGCCAGAAUGCUCUACAACUGGCAGUGGGCAAUGAACACCUGGAAGUGACGGAGCUGCUGCUGAAAAAAGAUGGCCUGGCUCGGAUUGGGGACGGUCUGCUUUUGGCCAUCUCCAAAGGUUAUGUCAGAAUAGUCGAGGCCAUUCUCGGUCAUCCUGCUUUUGGUGGAGGUCUCCGUCUGGCUUUGAGCCCUCUGGAGCAAGAGAUGAGAGAUGAUGACUUUUAUGCAUACGACGAGGAUGGAACGCGUUUUUCCCAUGACAUCACACCCAUCAUUCUGGCAGCUCAUUGCCAGGAGUAUGAGAUUGUUCACAUCCUUUUGACGAAGGGGGCCCGCAUAGAAAGGCCUCAUGACUACUUUUGUAAAUGCUCAGAAUGUGUGGAGAAGCAGAAGAAGGACUCCUUCAGUCACUCACGCUCAAGGAUGAAUGCGUACAAGGGCCUGGCCAGUGCAGCCUACCUGUCGCUCAGCAGUGAGGACCCUGUGCUCACAGCCCUUGAGCUCAGCAACGAACUCGCAAGGCUCGCCAACAUUGAAACAGAGUUUAAGAAUGACUACCGUAAGUUGUCCAUGCAGUGCAAAGACUUUGUGGUGGGUGUGCUGGACCUUUGUCGAGACACAGAAGAAGUUGAGGCCAUUUUGAAUGGAGAUGUGGACCAAUGCCCACCAAGUCCCUACAACCGGCCCUGCCUCAGUCGCGUCAAGCUGGCCAUCAAAUACGAAGUCAAAAAGUUUGUUGCACAUCCCAACUGCCAGCAGCAGCUGCUGACUAUUUGGUAUGAGAACCUGCCAGGCCUGAGGCAGCAGUCCAUCGGCGUGAAGUGCUGGACAGUCCUGGGGGUAACCGUAGGUCUCCCCUUCCUGGCUAUUGCCUACUGGAUAAUGCCAUGUAGCAAGCUUGGUCAGAUUCUUCGCAGUCCCUUCAUGAAGUUCGUGGCUCAUGCCGUCUCCUUCACCCUCUUCCUCGGCCUGCUGGUCGUCAAUGCUUCAGACCGUUUUGAGGGUGUGAAGAACCUGCCCAACGAGACCAUCACAGACCAUCCCCGACAGGUUUUCAGGGUCAAAACCACACAGUUCUCGUGGACAGAAAUGUUGAUCAUGAAGUGGGUGUUGGGUAUGAUUUGGUCAGAAUGUAAGGAGAUUUGGAGCGAUGGGCCCAGGGAGUACAUCAUGCACCUUUGGAAUGUUCUGGACUUUGGCAUGUUGUCCAUCUUUGUGGCGUCCUUCACUGCACGUCUCAUGGCGUUCCUGAAGGCAUCAAAAGCCCAGCAGUAUGUAGACAUGCAUGUGCCAGAUGAAGACCUCAGCAAUGCCUCACUGCCUGACGAAGUGGCUUACUUCACCUACGCCAGGAUCAAGUGGCGCCCCUCUGACCCUCAGAUCAUCUCAGAGGGUUUGUACGCCAUUGCCGUGGUGCUGAGCUUCUCACGCAUCGCUUACAUCUUGCCAGCCAACGAGAGCUUCGGCCCGCUGCAGAUCUCUUUGGGACGGACAGUCAAAGACAUCUUCAAGUUCAUGGUCAUCUUCAUCAUGGUGUUUGUGGCCUUCAUGAUUGGGAUGUUCAACCUCUACUCAUACUACCUUGGGGCCAAAUACAAUCCAGCUUUCACCACGGUGGAGGAGAGCUUCAAGACUCUGUUCUGGUCUAUCUUUGGGCUGUCUGAGGUGAUCUCUGUGGUGCUGAAAUACGACCAUAAGUUCAUAGAGAACAUCGGCUACGUGCUUUACGGAGUCUAUAACGUCACCAUGGUGGUGGUACUCCUCAACAUGCUCAUUGCCAUGAUCAACAGCUCGUACCAGGAGAUAGAGGAGGAUGCAGACGUGGAGUGGAAGUUUGCCCGCGCCAAGCUGUGGCUGUCCUACUUUGACGAGGGUCGGACCCUGCCUGCCCCGUUUAAUUUGGUUCCCAGCCCCAAAUCCUUCUACUACCUGGUCCUUCGCAUCAAGUCGUGCCUGAUACGCCUCUGCAAGGCCAAUGGCCGCCGCCGCAACAAUGAGGUGGAGAUGGGCAUGCUCCACACACAGGCCAAGGAUGAACGGUUUAGGUCUCACACACGAUCAGGAGAGGAGUUCAUCCAGAGAAAAGCUCGAAAACACCCGACCAGAUAUCAGAAGAUCAUGAAGCGGCUCAUUAAACGUUAUGUGCUGAAAGCUCAAGUGGACAAAGAAAGUGAUGAAGUGAAUGAGGGCGAGCUGAAGGAGAUCAAGCAAGACAUUUCCAGCCUCCGCUAUGAGCUGCUGGAGGAGAAGUCCCAGGCCGCUGGGGAGCUGGCUCUGCUCAUCCAGCAACUCGGCGACAAGUUUGGCAAAAACACCAUGAGACACUGACAGGCCUUGCACGACGGGGAGGGAGGAAGGAGGAGAAGAUUGGCGUAGAAAGCAGAUUCGGGCCAGGUAGUUCAUGACCUCAGUGGGAAGACGAGAGACAAUGGAGAGGCAGGAUGUUUAUGUGAAUGGACAGGAUGAACGAAGAAUAGUUAGCAGCUUAAAAUAUUGAAACUGUGCCGAGUUAAAAUGAGCUAGCUUUAGAUAAAAACCCAAGUGCUUUGGACGCAAAAUGACCAAUUAGAGAAGAAAAGUAGAAGACUUUUGUAACUGCAACUGACUGUGAGGUUAGGAAAAUAAACUCACUUGGAAGGACUUUGUGUUGACAGCUCAAUUCUAAUUAGAGGGAAAGAUAGAGACGAGUAAGAAGGAGAAGACAAGUGUGAGGAGAUAUGAAGAGACACCAUGGGGAUCAACAGCGAUGCAGUGCAGCAAUGAGGGCCCCACAACCACUGCCAGAAGAUAUCAGUGUAUCAGCUUAUCACCAAUUUAGAGGAGAGAGGGGAAACCCAGCGAAGGGAAGACACUGGAACAGCAAGAGAAUGAGGAGAAACUGCUAGUGCUACUCACAGCAGAGAUGCCUGCUACGUACCAUAUUCGUAAUUUGUCAGAUGAAGUGCUGAUGCUGGUUGAGAUGAUGCACACACCUUUAUACACAAGGCUGUCUAAUUAAUGCAGUUCUAAUUCUCAAUGCACAACCUAUGAUACAAGUCGAAGCAGGAACAUGUAUUCAUUGCACUGAUGUUCAACUCUUUCACAGAAAUGGUUUGAAGAGUAAGAUGAUGUUUUUGUGUCUCUUAGAAAUGAACACAACCAGUUAAUUAAUUGAUAAAUGCACUAAGUCAGCAUGAAAAGAUACUAUGGUUAUUUCAUCUCAGCUGCAGACAUUUUGCAAAUAUACACAAAGACAAAAAAGAAAAUGUGUAUCCCUUAAAACAGCCUGGAAAAUAGGAAUUGAACAACAUCAACAUUUUUCAGAGUAGAUGUUUUUCUACUAUUGGCCUGAAGUUCACCUUGUAAAUAGCAACCAAAGUAACCCCCACAUUAAAAUGAAAACAAACUGUCUUUAAAACUAAAAGGUUCUUUCAUUUUCUUCCAUGCAUUCUGAUCUUCAAUUGCCCACGUAGAUUAUCGUAUAAACUGUUGGUCAGUUUGUUGAUUCCUGCAGCUUUGUGGGGUUUUUUUUUUCUCUGAAACCAACUAAGAAUUUCUUUAACUCUUUUUGUGUGUUUGGGAUUGUCUUGCUAAAAAAGAAAAUCCACCGGUGUUUGAUAUUCAGAUUCUUAUCCAAAGUGAUUUUGGUCUCUUACAGCCACACUAUAUUCUUUCACUAUUUCUUUGAGUUGGCCAAAUGUUCUCCCGCAAACUUUAAAUGUCACCAUGCUGUUCCUUCAGCAGUGAAUGUGCACAGCGACCACGCAGCGCAACUCUGAGUGGUCCUUGGCUCUUAAUUUUUCUUUUCACUCACCUGCCAAACAUUUUUAAAAGAGCCACCAGUUGUGGAUGAUUUGUGGUGAAAUUAUUCUCUCCCUGUUUUUGAUUAUUCAAAAGUUUGACAAUACAUCUAUAACCGGUUACAUAAGCAUGUUCGGCAACACCAAAGUUGGAGAGAUCUUUGCUUCAUGUGAUACUUUGAUGAUAGGACAUCUCUUCAGAGCUUUAGAAUACCUAAUAUCAAUUAGCACUGACAGGAGAUAUGGUUACUUUCUAAACACAAACACUUUCUUUGCUUGUUGAUUCAGUUUUGUUUCCUUUCUAAAUUGCUUUGAUUUCAAACUAUGUAGAGUUUGCUUGGGUUGUUACCAACAUCUGAUAUUAAUUUAAUGUAAGUAAACCACUUGAAAAUAUAGUUACUGAGAAAAAUGUUAACGUGUUCAAUACUUACUUUUCUCUGCUACGUUUCCUGAAAUUUUCAUGACCCAUUUUCAGGACAUUUUCCAAAAUGUCAAAACACGUUGACAGAGUUGUGUUUGCAGCUGUAAAAUCCAGGAGUCGAUUUUUUAAGGCGAAGCAGUGCAUUUGGGAGAUGAGAGAACCUUGCAAUGUGGGAAUUUAUUUCCACAUGCAUUGAUUUGGCUAUAAAGGUGAGAUUCUUUUACAGAAGCUGCAUGGAGUCAUUUUCUGGUCUAUUUUUUCCUGUCCCCCGAGACUCUGCUGCACAGCGUUGAGACAUGAGCAGUAACAGUCUGUAGGCAACAACUGAAUUUUAGCUUUUUUGAUUCCUAGUUGUUUAGUUUUGCAGAGUAAUAACUUAGACUUUACCAUAAUAAAUAUUGGCAUGUGGUGCCUAAGCAGCUUGAAGAAAUGAUCAUAUUUUCUGAUUUAUGGUCUGUUCACAAUAAAAAAAAAAGUAAUUGACUAUAUUAUACUAAUUGCUAACAGUAUACAUUUUUGUGUUGAUAAACCUUUGUGUAGAGACAACAAUUUGACUAGCAGCAACUAAGAUGUGCGCUGUUAUAGCACGAGGCAAAGAAAAACAAUAUUUGUCAUAUUUGUGCUCAGAUUGGCAUUAAAUAAAAAACCCUAACAGACUUGCACCACUUUUCCAAUAAUCUGAGGGUGACUGAACACGGGAACGUCAUGUCUGAAUGAGCACCCUGCUGCUUUGGGUAAAUCAAAAUGAGACAUUAAUCUCUGUGGGUCAGAUGUAAUAAUAUUUAUCUAACACUUUCACCAUGGCACAAGUUUCAACCUUUUUCCAAUAAUACUUCUUUACCCUUCUUGCAGCAUUUCCUACAGUUUAUGACAAUGGAAAACAUCUUUCUUGAUUUCACAUACUUUUAUUAAAUUGUUCAUGAGAAGCAAAUCAGACAUAUUUUCAAUAGACUGAGCAAAUAAAAGUAGAUAAUCUCAGCUGCUUACAUCUACAUGAGUGCACAUCCUAAUAAUUGUGCAAUUGUUAUUUUUUUAUGGCCACAUAUUUAUGUUUAAUCAUGUAAGAAAGUAACUUAGAUUAUUCCUGAUGAACAUCUAAUAUUACCCUUUGCAAUUACCUGAGUACAAUUACCUGUUUUACUCAUGAAAUAAAAUAUCAAGAAUACGUUUUCUAGCUUAGGAAAAUGUUUAUACUAACUUUAGUUUAGCUGACAUGUUUUCUUAGAGAGCAAAACUUUCUUCCUCGCACAUAUCCCACCGAAGUUGAGUUUCUUUCUGAUUUUAGAGGCAUACAAUUUCAUAUAAACAGCAGCAAAGUCUUGCUGCAGGUCCCAUGCUGACAUUUUAGGGUUUUUGAAGAUUUACCAUCUGCUUUCAGGAUGAACUUGCUUAGAUAACCAGACCAUAGUAUGUUGGAAAUUACUUUGAAUCUCCUUCACUUAUACCCUUUGCUCUUCAACAGUCAGGAGAAGGCAAAAAAAUUGGUUCAAAAUGGCCGGAAAUUAAAAUGUUUUAAACAUUUCCACGUGAUUUGUUACAGUGUCUCACUAUAUUAAAUAUCUGUUUGUCCAAAUAUGUUUGGAAAACACACAGUCUGUUAGGUAUCCUGUUUUUUUAAAUAACUUUAUCUAAAAAAUGAAGACAUUGCGACAUUUACUAUAAACUGAGUCACUUCUGCAAAGUGAAGAAGCCAUUAUUGGUUCCUGUGUCAGCUGCUUAAAGAAUCUGACUGCAUUAUGGAAAGAAUCUCUACAGAAAUAAACUUUUUCUGUUUAUGUUUCACUCCUCAGUCCAGUCUCAGUCGUCUCCUCUCUUUCAGUGCCUGCGUUAUUUGUGCCGUGACGCAGGUUGUGUGCUGUUUACACAAAAACAGAAGUCUCCCUGAUUUUCAUCUUCAUCUUCUGCCUGAUUUGCAUUUUCAGCAGCUCCAAAAUCCAACAAAAGUAGUCUAACAGAGCAGUGCAAACUGAGGUUGAGCACCUUCUUGAUAUAAUUUUGAACCUGGGCACCAUUAUUCCAAUCUUGUCAGUGCAGCUCAGUCAGUCGCAGCUCACUUUUUUUGUGCACUCUGCUGCAACUCUUUAAAAGUUCGAAUGAAACGCUUCCCAUGCUGUUUCAUGCCAUUUUAGUAACAACUUGAGCAGUGAAGAGUCUUAAGUUCUAACAACAAUGAGUUAUUUUUAAUUGGGAAAAUUUAAAUGUUUUCCAUCCUGAUUAACACUGACUGUGUAUGAACGAGUUCCAGGGGCUUUUCUUCCUCCUCUACAGAGUUUAAACCUUUAAUCCCAUGAGCAGAACCAGACUCAGAAGACCCGGGGUUACGUUUGCCAGUAUCUGAGUUUUUGGGGGUUAUUUUUAUCUGAUCUAUCUGAUAGUUAUUGCAUCAUUUUAUUUUCAACCUGUAGUAAAUUAAUUUGUUUCACAUACACAAAUGCCCUUUAUUUUAGACAAGAAGAUAAAACUCAAAAGUCUCUUCAUGUAGUAAUGUCAUGUGUGAGAGCUGCUGAUUGCUCUUAUUGUUUGUCUGUUUUUUUUGUUUUUUUUUCUGAAUUUAUGAAAUCAGACAAACUAUAAGAUUUGGCCAAGAGAAAGUUUAAUCGUUCCUAUACAAAUAAAGUAUCUGAAAUACUGUAUUUUUGACUUGUAUGCGAGACACACUGACCAAAAUCUUGUACUGUAUAUUGUCAUAUUUUUGAUCCUUGAAAUAAAUAUGAUCUAAACUG
Xiphophorus maculatus (southern platyfish) is the source of this 7736-nucleotide messenger RNA. RefSeq names its product short transient receptor potential channel 7 (gene trpc7b). NCBI's taxonomy places the organism in Eukaryota, Metazoa, Chordata, Actinopteri, Cyprinodontiformes, Poeciliidae. Gene Ontology annotation, biological process: calcium ion transmembrane transport; regulation of cytosolic calcium ion concentration; manganese ion transport. Bases 112 to 3141 code for a protein of 1009 amino acids. Gene Ontology annotation, molecular function: protein binding; store-operated calcium channel activity; inositol 1,4,5 trisphosphate binding. Gene Ontology annotation, cellular component: cation channel complex; membrane. The transcript is spliced from 12 exons. The record is from RefSeq and is a predicted model, not a curated record.